CCAGGACUACAUCCAGAGUCCCCGGUUCAAAAAUUAGCAUAUGAAAGAAACUAAUAACAGUGAAAGAGCUUAGAACUCACCACCAAAGGCCACAUGUAUGGGACAGAGCACCCAUGUCAGAAGAGUCCUGGUAUACACAUACUGGAAAAGGCAUUUCCAAGUGGCUAGAGAACCUCAGAUUCUACAGGGACUGGAAGGGGACAGAAACUAAGCUUCAGCAUGUGGGGAAAACCUGGAGUCUUGCUAAGAUGGGGCUGGUUAGCCUCCACCCUCUUCAGCGAGCCAGGUUCUGCAGGACAGAGGAAGUUGCAGAACAUCAUUGACUGCCUACCUGAGCCUGAGCACUGCCUGAUACCAUCAGUCUCUGGGCUGGACUAAAGAAGCUGGGUUCAUCAGGACUGGAAAACUAGAGAAAUCAGACAUUCGCUUCUGUCCUUUCUACUUGUAGGGGGCCAUGACCAGUGCAGAAUCCUUGUUGUUCACAUCACUAGAUCCCAGCCCAAGUUCUGAAGAUGGUGAUUGUAGGUUUAAUGAGGAGUUCAAGUUCAUCCUGUUGCCUGUGAGCUAUGCAGUUGUCUUUGUGCUGGGCUUGGCCCUCAAUGCCCCAACCCUCUGGCUGUUCCUCUUCCGCCUUCGACCCUGGGAUGCAACAGCCACUUACAUGUUCCAUUUGGCAUUGUCAGACACCUUGUAUGUGCUGUCACUGCCCACCCUCGUCUACUACUAUGCUGCCAGAAACCACUGGCCCUUUGGCACUGGCUUCUGCAAGUUCGUUCGCUUUCUCUUCUAUUGGAACCUCUACUGCAGUGUCCUUUUCCUCACCUGCAUCAGUGUGCACCGCUACCUGGGCAUCUGCCACCCACUGCGGGCAAUACGCUGGGGCCGCCCUCGAUUUGCAGGCCUUCUCUGCCUAGCUGUUUGGUUGGUAGUAGCUGGCUGCCUCGUGCCCAACCUCUUCUUUGUGACAACCAAUGCCAAUGGAACCACCAUCCUGUGCCAUGACACUACUCUGCCAGAGGAGUUUGACCACUAUGUAUACUUCAGUUCGGUGGUCAUGGUGUUGCUCUUUGGCUUGCCCUUCUUGAUCAUUCUGGUCUGCUAUGGACUCAUGGCCCGGCGACUGUAUCGGCCUUUGCCAGGAGCUGGACAGUCAUCUUCUCGGCUUCGUUCUCUCCGCACCAUUGCUGUGGUGCUGACUGUCUUCGCUGUCUGCUUUGUGCCAUUCCACAUCACCCGAACAAUUUAUUACAUGGCAAGGCUGUUGAAAGCUGACUGCCGGGUGCUGAACAUUGUCAAUGUGGUUUACAAAGUGACUCGUCCCCUGGCCAGUGCUAAUAGCUGUCUUGAUCCAGUGCUCUAUCUGUUCAAUGGGGACAAAUAUAGAAACCAGCUCCGACAGCUAUGCAGAGGUAGCACACCCAAGUCCCGAACAACUGCCUCCUCCCUGGCAUUGGUGACCCUGAAUGAAGAAAGCAUCAGCAGGUGGGCGGACACCCACCAAGACAGCAUCUUCCCUGCUUAUGAGGGAGACCGAUUGUAACCUGGGCACUGGAUAAGACAGGAAGGGGACUAACUACAGGGCAGAGGGGGAGGGAACUUGUUUGUGACACUUGAUAGGGACAUCAGCUGUCCUUCUUUUAGCCAAAGUUUGAAGUAGUUACUCCUCUGCCUCUACUUCUUUCUCCUUUUCUGUCCCUACCUGGGGCCACCAUUCCUGUUUCUAGAACCUCAGUACUCUUUGCCCAUUCUGCUUCCCCCAGGUCCUUCCGGAGCAUGCAUUUCUCUAACCAGAGUAGAGAAUUCAACUAGAGGGGUAAAGAGUGGAGCAAUCUCAAGACAGGACUGAUGUAUAUAAUUGAACAAGCCAGAAUCAGGAAGCUGGGGUGCUAGCAUAGCACAGAUACCAUAUAACCCACACGUAGCAUCCACACCCAUUUCCUGGCUCCCUCUCACAGACAAGAUAGUCCUACCUGCCAAGGUGCCGAAAUAGGAUACAGGGCCUGUGAGCCUGCCUUGCAGAGCUCCACAUAUCAGCUCGAAGCCUGGUGUUGUUGAACUGCUGAACAGCUAUGAAACAGAAUACUGCUCUUGAGUGCUCCUGAGGAACCUCAGGAGGCAGGGUCCAGGUUGAUAGGAGCCUUGGAAACAGGAAUGAGAUUCCACCUACCUCUAGGACUGCAGAGAAGACACUUGAUAGCUCCCACAUGUUUAAUAAGAGGAGGAGUGGACAGCUCUGACUGAGGAGAAAAAACCUCUAGAGCUCAUGGCUCCAAGUUCUAGUACUGAUAAGCAAAGCAGGUUUGUGCACGAUAGGGUGGUGACAGGAGUAGACGCCCAGAACUGGCUCUUCACUGCUCUCUCCUCUUUCUCUAGCUCUAGCUAGAUAAAGGAUAAACCUGUCACCAGCUCUUUUUGAAUUAGGCUAUAGGAUUUCAAGGCCAGGGUGGGGCACUCAGUUUCCCACCUGUUCAGUCCUCUUGCCACAGCACUUAUGGGUUUGAAGGAUCUGGUGUGUAUAUGGAAUGGAGGAAGCUAAACCCUGAGCUCGACAAGUAAGAGUUUCUGGGCGAGCAUUCAUGAGAAGGCAAUCUUUUUUCAGCCUUGUUUCCUGUGAAGUCACCUGAUAGCCUAUUGGUCUUCUGAGUCAGACCCCAGCCUUUGCUGCCCUCUAUGAUCUCUUACUCUUCUACACACACCAAAUUCUUAUUGGCUUCAGUUGUUCUCUCUGCCUGGAGAGUAGGGGAGGGAGGUACUAGGUUACAGAAUAAAAUAACUAAAUCGUAAUGCCCCUCUGCCUUCCUUUUUGUUCUUUGAAUAGAUCUCUCUCCCUUUGAGCACAAGAGUUCUUCUAUUAGGAGUAAAUGAAGUGGCCUUUUUUUAUUCUUACCAGGUUUACAGUCUCCUUGCCUGUCACCACUUCUACCCAUAGGUCCCACAUGGUAGCAUUAUUCUCUUCAUUACAACUCAUUCAAGCUCCUCCAUCAUUAGGCCCUAUAACUCCAAGCUGCUUAGUCAAGACUAACUUCCUGGAUUUAUACUCUGUUAUUUUAUCCUCCCCUGUCUCUCCCCCAAGAUCUCACUGUGUACUGCUGUCUAGACUAGAAUUAGCUACAGAGACCUGGAUGGCCUUGAACUCUUAGAGAUCCAUCUGCUUUUUUUUCUUCCCGAUUCAGCAGGCUGGGUAAAUACCUCAAUGUCUUUGUGCUUCAUUCAUCUGUGUAGAUGUCCUGCUUUGUCUUUAUCACUUUCGUCCCCAUGUCCCCUUAAUGAGGGGCCUUGUUCCUUUAUUCCUUUGUCUUCAUCUUUGUCAGUUACUUUCAUCACUGAUUUUAUACCAGCAUUUAAAAAAAGACACAACCUUGCUGUCUCAUCUUGCCAUCAUUCUGUUAGUAUCUCCUUAUUUCACUACUGCUAUAAACCCCACUUACAGAAUCCCUCUGAACUCUCCAAAUCCUAGUUCCUCCCACUCUCCUUCACUUAGAACACAAAUUACAUCUUUGGCAAGAACUUCAAUAUUUUCUCUACUCUUAUUCCUCUUUGCCCUCCCUACUUCACUUGACUCUACUGGAUGUCUUUUUAUAGG
Molecule: messenger RNA, 3583 nt
Organism: Arvicanthis niloticus (Nile rat)
Lineage: Eukaryota; Metazoa; Chordata; Mammalia; Rodentia; Muridae
Gene: P2ry4
Product: pyrimidinergic receptor P2Y4
Biological process (GO): G protein-coupled receptor signaling pathway; transepithelial chloride transport
Cellular component (GO): plasma membrane
Molecular function (GO): G protein-coupled UTP receptor activity; G protein-coupled purinergic nucleotide receptor activity
Source: RefSeq, a predicted model, not a curated record